Symphalangus syndactylus (siamang) is the source of this 5040-nucleotide messenger RNA. It is a transcript of the gene RAB30, whose product is annotated as RAB30, member RAS oncogene family. The record is from RefSeq and is a predicted model, not a curated record. Lineage: Eukaryota; Metazoa; Chordata; Mammalia; Primates; Hylobatidae. Gene Ontology annotation, biological process: Rab protein signal transduction. Gene Ontology annotation, molecular function: GTP binding; GTPase activity.
ACACCCUGUGCCUCUCAGGGUCCCUGGGUCCUGUUGCAGUUAUCAUAUGCCUCGCCUUUAACCUAAAUGACCCUGGGAAGUGGCUGCUAUGGAAGGAUUUACUGAAUGCAAAAUGGACUUUCUUCCCUGCUCUUUGGGGCAAAGCUGGCUCAGAGAUUCUUAGCUGCAGGGGGAGGGGCUGGCAGGCCUGAACUGCAGUUGGACUUAGCAGCCAGGGGUUUUCUGGUUUUCAUUAAAAUUCUCUGGCUGUCUUUCGGGAUAGCUCCAUUGGAUAUGACUGUGCACUGGAGCCGGUUGUGCUGCUCUCUCAGCUAUACACACCCAUCAAAUCACAGUGCCCCUGAGGACGAGAGAAAAUUGAAGCUGUGUAAAUGAGUAUGGAAGAUUAUGAUUUCCUGUUCAAAAUUGUUUUAAUUGGCAACGCUGGUGUGGGGAAGACGUGCCUCGUCCGAAGAUUCACACAGGGUCUUUUCCCCCCAGGUCAAGGAGCCACAAUUGGAGUUGAUUUUAUGAUUAAGACAGUGGAGAUUAAUGGUGAAAAAGUAAAGCUACAGAUCUGGGACACAGCAGGUCAAGAGAGAUUUCGGUCCAUUACCCAGAGUUAUUACCGAAGCGCCAAUGCCUUGAUCCUCACCUAUGACAUUACCUGUGAGGAAUCCUUCCGCUGCCUUCCUGAGUGGCUGCGGGAGAUAGAACAAUAUGCCAGCAACAAGGUCAUCACUGUGUUAGUGGGCAACAAGAUUGACCUGGCAGAAAGGAGAGAGGUUUCCCAGCAGCGAGCUGAAGAAUUCUCAGAAGCUCAGGACAUGUAUUAUCUGGAGACCUCAGCCAAGGAAUCUGAUAAUGUGGAGAAACUCUUCCUUGACUUAGCAUGCCGACUCAUCAGUGAAGCCAGACAGAACACACUUGUGAACAAUGUAUCCUCACCCUUACCUGGAGAAGGGAAAAGCAUCAGCUAUUUGACUUGUUGUAAUUUCAACUAAAGGCUGAGGCACGGAGAAGAAAAGGAAUCAGCAGCUGCCCUGAUGGGCCAUGAGAUGCUGGGGAGAUCUGGCGAUGACUGUGGCUCCCACUCCCUGACCUUCUGACUCCUGUGGGCUCCUGAGCUUACAAAGCAUGGCAGGCCAAGGGCCUCGACCACAGGCCAGCAUUAGCAGAACAUAUAAUGGUUUCACCCUUUUCCAGUCUGGAGUUGGAGCAAGGAGAAAAUUGCACUGGGCACUCCACGAUCUGCAGAGCAUGUUGCUUUUGUUUUUUUAAAAAGCAAGUAAAAGCGCAUUCCUGAACAGAGUCCAGGGGGAAAUGUACUGUGGGGUUCCCUCCUGCACAUCAGUGGGUGCAUGUGGGAGCUGUUCUUUAGGGCUUCGGUGGUAAUCAUCUGGGGGACCUGGUUUUCUUGUCUACCAGAUAAACCAAAACUGGGAACGCCAAGUACAGUCUCUGUGGUGCGUAUUGACAACCCCAUGGAGAUUUUGAAAAGUGUUAUUUCUCUUGUCCACAGGCACUUUCAAGAACUUUGGGAUGUAAAAAUUAAAUGAAACCUUUACCCAUGACCAACAGUAACAAUCAUUGUUUUAAUAAUAUAUACAAGCUCCAUAACUCCUUUUGGUGCUAAUGAUUCCACUAUUUCACAGACCAAACAUUUUAGUACAUUAAUGUCCUUAAAUGUAUUAUAUAGAAAUAAAAAAAUGGGGGAAGUCCAUGAAUCAGCACUCUUUCUCAAAGUCCCAUUACUACCUUUUUAAAGGUGGAGUUUUGGGAAAAGAGAGUACUUUCCUUUUACGUUCCCCUCUGAAUCUCUACCACUUUCUUCUCUUGUCUCUCCAGCCCUUUACGUAAAUGAAAACGUUUGCAAAAUGAAAAAAAUAAAUAAACAAAUGGUUGAUGAUAUUCUAAUAUAAAAACUUAGCUCUAACACAUUUUGAGUAGUAUGAGGAAACAGACCAGAUAUGACCAAAAUACUGUGGAUUAAUGGACUGUAGUGCAGGGCUCCUAGCAGAGCACAGUCCUUGAUAGUAGGUCACAUCUUUUACUUCCUGGUACUCUCCAUCUUGGACAGACCAAGGCUUAGGAUUUUGUAGAUUUUUUUAGUAUGAUAAGUGAGAAUAGCAACAGAUAAAAAGUCUCACGACCCAUUUUUAUAUCUUCGAUGAUAACCUUAGAAAAAUUCUGCUCGUGGAAGCAGAUUGAACUGUCAUUUAUCCCCUCCUUAUAAUAAUGUUACCUUCAGACGCUGAACCACGUUCUUUCUUUUUUCUUUCUCUUUUCCUAUUUCUCUGGUCUCUCCUUUUCUUCUUCCCUCCCUCCCAUCCUUAUAUGCAUGUGUUACUGCAAAUCUCCAAUUCAAAUGGAGGUGUAUAUGCCUUUACUUAGCCAAUUUAAAAACGGGACUCAAAAUGGGAGAUGUGCUGCUGAAUAUGUGUUUCUUUUUCUUCAGUGCCAUACUUUGAUAGCUUCCAAUUUGUUCACUGAUAUAAAUGCAAAUUGGGAAAAUAAUUAAACCUGUAUGCUGUUGAUGCUGUCAGAUGUUUCUGUAGCUUGCUGCUUAGCAUAACUGAGGGAUGAGUAAUGGAAUAAGGAUAUGAUGUGUAAUUCCACUGUUGCUGUAGAUGGUGACAAUCUCAGUUCUGAUAUGUUGAUGUUUGAAAGCUAUUUAAUUGUAAAGAAAUGAGUCAUGUAGAGACACGAUGUGGAUAAAGCAUUUCUGGCAUUUCUCUCGCAGGUUCUAGAUUGACCAGUGUCUUGGACAUGAGAUUAUGCAUAUUUUUUAAGGGGCUGAUACUUUAGGUUGGCCUCACUGUGUUUUUCCUGAUCCUGUGGGAAAGAGAAUGGGAUCCCAGAAGUUUGACUUGUUUUUCUUUUAGAAUCUGUCUCUGCAGGAAAGAAAAGUCAUUUUAAUAAAAACCAAAAUAAUUUAUAAUAAUUGUUGCCUUUCCCUCCCCAUCCUCUCCACUAAGCCAGCAACUAAAUGUAUUCAGAAAACAAGUUAAUCAAGGAGGGCAGAAGAAUUUUUUUUAAACUGUAAGGAAAUGUUCCUAAGUUUAGAUUUAUUACCUGUCAUUUAGGGCAAAAAUCCAGUGUCCCCAGCACAUGAUGACCCAACUUUGUCUCACAGUUGCAAGUGUGUUGAAAAUAAAGUUGCUUUAUGAACUUAGAGGAAAUGGCUGUGUUAGAUUGGACUGACUUAGUUGCAAAAUACCUCUUAGGGUCACACUUGUAUUAUUCCCUAGGGUUUAGCCUUCUCUAUAUACCCUUGGCCAGACUCAGAAGGGGAUUAAAAAGCUCUGGUCUUGGCCUCUUUCUUCCUUGUUGCUCCUCCCAGCCUUUCCGUAACUUACCCAUCCACAGCCCAUCAGCAGGAACACAUGAGAAUGUGGGACUUUGUUUCUUUUUUUCUUAGUUGUAUGAAUUCCAGAUUAGGCCUUAUGGAUGCUUGUCUACUAAUAUAUCUGAAGUUAGAAAACAAUCCCUGACAAUAUUGUAGGUGCAAUAAAUAUUAGUCAAAUAAACAUUUAAGUACCAAGGUGGGGCGGUGGUGGUCGGGGGGAGCUUUUUUUGAUUAAACAGAAAUUCCUUCAAGUAGAACUUGAGAAAGGACACUAAUUACAGUCAUCUUAACCCAGGCCAGGACCUAAAUUUAUUGGUUUGCCUAACAGUCUUAUUGUCAUGGCAAUAUUUGCUAAAAUGAGCCUUCUUUAGAUAAAAUUGAACUCUCAUUUAGUGGUGGAUGAAAAAAGAGAAAUUGCUUUAUCAUAGUUUAAUUUGGCUUGGUCUACUAAGACUACCAGGGUUCAUGUAUUCCUCCAUUUUUGGUGUGAUCUUUUUCUUCAUUCAAUAAAGUUAUUAAAUAUAUGGCAAAACUUUUUUCAGUUUCCAAUGAAAAUGCAUGAUACUCAUGUCGUGGAGUCAGGCUUGGGAAAAUCUAUGAAAUAGUAGUUUGCUGAUAAUGAUAUUUUCUUAUGGCUUUGUAUAGACUACAUCCUCAAAGGAUUUUGUGCUUCUUUGCCCAUAGAAGGCUUUUUCUCCCUUUGUAUGCUUUUAUUAAAUCUGUUGAAUUAUAUUAAUAUUUUUUGAAUUUACAAGGCCAUUUAUCUUUUUGGUGGAUUACUUAGAUUAGGCCAUGGGCUCUUCCUGGCCUUUCUUUUUCUCGGUCUUUUAAUCAUUUCACGUUUUUAUCUCUCCCUGAGUAAAGUGGCAAGAAAACUAAAAAUGAAAGUUAAAUGGGUUGAUUUGAUAAUGUGUCAAGUUCUGAUUUAGAGUUUAUAAGGAAGGUAGAAACGAUUGGCCAAAAUAAGAUAUUUGGAUGAGGAUUAUUUAAGCCGUUUAGGUUUGGCCAGAGACGCCAGAUUUAGCAAAGGACUGGGUUCUUAUCUUCUUUCAUUCAUGAAUAUAUGCCUUGGGAGGACACUGGUGAUUCCCACAGAAUUAGGCCAAUGAUUUGCCACAUUACAUUUUAAGCUAGCCCAUAAUUCCACCAGAUCCCGCACCAAGUUUCAGUUCAUGACUCAUACUGAAUAAAUAUCAGUUGUAAAUGAUUUUGAAUUGGUCUUCCUACUAAAGUGAAACAUCUUCUUUUAAACCAAGCCACAUGAAUGAAAUAGCACAAUCAGAAAAAAAUGUUUCUUUUUUUCUUUUUUUUUUUUUUUUUUGCAUAUCAAACCAAUGGCCUUCUCCACUAAGCCAGCAACUAAAGGUAUUCAGAAAACAAGUUAAUCAAGGUGGGCAGGACUUUCUGAACUGUGAGGAAAUGUUCCUAAGUGUAGAUUUAUUACCUGUCAUUUAGGGCAAAAAUCUAAUGUCUUUUUUAUUUCUUAAUCCUGUAGAACUCUGUAUUUCAUAGUAACGAGUACUUAGGGAUCAUUGCUCUAUUAGCCUCUGGGAGAGAUCUUCUAGAGUUUGCCAUUCCUUUUUUCCCAUAAUUUUGUUGUUGUUGUUGUUGUUUUAACUGCAACUGGUUACUUUUCUCAACCAUGGUCCUGACAUGUUUAUACUAUGAUACUUUUGAGACUUCGCUAAAGAAUUAAAAGCUGUGAAACAACA